Messenger RNA from Parastagonospora nodorum SN15, 2994 nucleotides. RefSeq lists its product as hypothetical. The transcript has a single exon. The coding region runs from base 1 to 2994 and encodes 997 amino acids. The record is from RefSeq and is a predicted model, not a curated record. Lineage: Eukaryota; Fungi; Ascomycota; Dothideomycetes; Pleosporales; Phaeosphaeriaceae. Gene Ontology annotation, molecular function: protein binding.
AUGGCUCCUCGCACCUUGACCGACCGAGGUGCCGUUGCCAUCAUGCAGUAUCGUAAUGCAAAGCCUGAUCCAGAUGCCAACGAUAUUUGGCCCGAGUUCCGCAGUGCUGCUAAGUUGCCCGCUCAAUAUAGCCUACUCGAUAAAGAUAAAUCCCUGCCUGAAGCCUCUCGGACAAAGCGAAGAUCCCCUAACAUUGGCAAGAAGAGAGUGAGCAAAGACAAGCAGCCAGAUAUUCUCGGUCGUCCGAAAUGGGAUCUACCUGUCGAGCUCGUAGAGAUUAUCGCCAGCUAUCUAGACCGUGACGACAUCAAAUCCCUUCGCAUGGUGAGCCGCGAGCUCAACUACUUUGUCUCGCAAGUUAUUUUCCAGACGGUUGUAGUGCCGUUCAACACUGAAAUAUAUGGCAUGCUGGCCCAGGGCCAGAAGCCGGAUCUCAAAGGGAAGAAACGGGCAAGACGAGAGAAGCCAGGAUACUCGUGGAGGAAUGCUAAUGGUGACGAAGUAUACAAUGGUCAUGGACUGGACGUUUUUAAGGGAUUCGGCCAGCAUAUCCUCCAAUACGGAAUGAGCUUCGAAGUCAACGAAGAAUCACUUUCGCAACCGCCCAUCAAGUCGCUGACUGAGAGUAAGACAAGCUUUUGGGGGAACUAUGAUUGGCCCUACGAGGAGUACCGUCGCUUCGAUGCCGUCGCCGGACUUGAGACGGCUGCAGACGAGACGCCACGAAUGACGUUGGCAUUUUCCGAGCUUACUAGGGUCAAGGAGCUAGCAUUGUCCGUCGACAGUGGUCUUGGGUGGCUCAACGGCCCUGACCGAUCCAUCCGUGCGCGUAUAUUGCGGAGAUCGCCAUCAGUCUUUGGCACGUCGAAAGAUGUCCCCGAUCGCCGUGCACAAGCACAGCAGGAACUUUGGCGGUACAUCCAAGCACGCCACCAACUUGCUGGUGAUGACAUAAAGUUGGCGACGCUGUAUCGACUGGAUGGAGCGCGACCAUUGGCCGAGGUUGACGAAGCUCGUAUGCUUGCAGAGGAACAACCAGCCAUGCCAUAUCUUGAUGCGCAACUAAUCCAUGAAGCCAUUCCUCAUGAUGCUGCAGAUGUGUCACUGCCAGCGUCAUUUGAUGAGCCAGAGAUGCUUGACCGAUUCGUCUUGGAACCCUCUGCAUUUCGAACCGGGGUUUUGUUCUCAUCCACGUCGCCGCCAACAGAUGCCGCGCAAGUCAUGAGUCCAGUCAUACCCGCUUGUCUCACAAAAGCCCAGAAAGAAUGGCUGCUUGAGACUGAGUGGGCUCAGCGUGCCUUCAUGUCUUCGUACAUGCUCUCCAUUAUCGAUAACCCCACAACAUUCACGCCUGUCCAUACUCUGAAUAUCUCCAGGCUCUCUGACCGCUACCUUGUGAUGCUCAACCGCCCGGACUUUUGGAGCGCUUUGCCGAAUCUGAAGAGUCUGACACUCAUGGUGAUACCCGGUUGGCGGAAUGUUUACAAAGAUGAAGCUGGAUUUGUGGAUGCUCCGAGAAUCAACCCUGUGAACGGUCUUGAUACUUUUCUCGAUUUAAUGAGCAACCACGUCGCUACUAGACCAAAUAUCAAGGACCUGAAAAUUGGUUGGGUGGGUGGUGGAGAGCGCGCGGAGGGGUUACAUGCGCGCAACAAGCUUCUUAUGCCUGCUCCACUCAUGCCAAUGGCUUUUGCCAACAGUUCUUUCACGUUAUACGAGAUGAUUGCAGAAACGGAUGCGGAUCAUUUACGAGCUGCUCUGCUUCGAUUUCCCCACGUUGAACGACUGGUUCUGGAAAAUUGCUGGAUUACGCCUGCUACGUUGCUACAGUUCGUCAAAAUCCAUGAUGCCAUGAACCUGAAGCAUCUGGUUUUAGACUCUGUAUCAGCGACCGCAGUCUUGAGGCCUCAGGGUAAUGGCAACGCCAAUCAAGCUGCUCAGCCCCUAGCUGCGCUUCUCAUGCAGGCGCUUCCGGCGCCUCUCCCAGGCAUAGGUGGUGCUGCCAAUGCCUGGAAUAACAACACUGGUCUACAAGGUGCCGCAAAUCAAGCACAGCCUCAACACCCUCAGCCGACAAAUGCCCAAGUCCUAAAUUGGCUUGUUCAGUCACUCACGGCACAAACGCAGAUCAUACAGAACUUGCAACAAGCACAGGGCAAUGGUCAGCAAAUCGCUGCUUUCGCAACCCUGUCGGCUCAAGUGCAAGCACACUUGCAGCGCGUAAACCAGCUCCAACAUCACCAGCAACUGUUGAAUCUAGCACAAAAUCAACAGCAGGCUUUUAAUCAGCACCAAGUUGCAGGCCCGGCACAGGGACAGCAACAAGGUCAAAACUUGACUUCUUCAUAUCAACAAGUACUCUCACAGCAGAACCAGGCUCUCAGCCAAACCCAAAUCAGUGUAGCCGGUAUAGGCGCCCAACUGCAAGUAUUGCAGCAGCAUCUUCUUGCCCCUGUACCACCACCUCCUCUACAACCCUACCAGCCGCCUGCCAACCCUCAGUCUUUACUGCAAGCCGAGCCGCGCGAAGGAUCAUGGACUUGGCUCAUCGACCAAAUCUCGCCCGGCACAAACCUCACCGACUUCAACUCGACACACUCCCUCGCCGACCCCGCGCGCACUUCCUCGCUCCAAACCAUCCAGUUCACGUCUUGCGGCUACGCCAAGCUCCCACACGCCAACUUUGACCAAGCGGCCAUUGAUCACGGCAACAGGUUCGCCGCGUCGACGAUGAACCCGCUCCUCAUGCGGCGUCACAAUGCACUCUGCCCUGCCAUGAUGGCAGCUAAGUGGGCACAUCUAGGCGAGAUUGUGCAGGACAAUGAGGCGAGCGAGUUCGUGGUGUUGGAAGCGGCGUGGGAUUUGAGGGAAGGAGCGGGUUGGGAAGAUGAAGAGGCUGAGGCUGUGGAAUUUGAUGGAUGUGCGAGAGGUGGGACGGGUAGGUUUAGCGGGUGCGUCAGGAGGGCGGAUAGAGUGAAGGUAGAUGAGGUAUGA